AUCGACCCCUCCUCCGUAUCUGCGAGCGAUCGAAGUACUUGGUGCCGCUCGCAGACUGAUACCUGCAGCACAUUGUGCGACGCGAACACGUCGGAAAACGCAUGCGACGCUAAUACACUCGACUUCAGCUGUGCAUGUGUCGCGCAAGUCUCGUUCAAUAUUUCUGAUUAUAACGGGAGCAUUCCGGCGUUCGAGUGCACGACGUGGAUUCAGCAAUGUGUACUGCAAUCGUCGGUGAAUGGUACGGAGCAGCAGCAGCAAUGCUUGUCGCACUCUUGCGGCACCAAAGACGCCGUGGCCCUUCCUGUCGGGAGCGAUGCGACUUCUGUAGGUAGUGCGACGUCCACGGCUGCU
Molecule: messenger RNA, 354 nt
Organism: Trematosphaeria pertusa
Lineage: Eukaryota; Fungi; Ascomycota; Dothideomycetes; Pleosporales; Trematosphaeriaceae
Exons: 2
Source: RefSeq, a predicted model, not a curated record